This is a messenger RNA of Penicillium diatomitis, 1428 nucleotides long. Its product is annotated as putative secretory lipase. The record is from RefSeq and is a predicted model, not a curated record. NCBI's taxonomy places the organism in Eukaryota, Fungi, Ascomycota, Eurotiomycetes, Eurotiales, Aspergillaceae. Gene Ontology annotation, biological process: lipid catabolic process. The coding region runs from base 1 to 1428 and encodes 475 amino acids. The transcript has a single exon. Gene Ontology annotation, molecular function: triacylglycerol lipase activity.
AUGGCGCUGUCACUGGGAGGCUCUUCUCUACGCCUCGUGGUCGUGUUCCUGUUGGCCUGUGUCUUUGCUCCAUCCCUUGCCCGACCGUCAUCAGCACAUAAUGUUCAACGCUCAAUUCCACUGCCGCCAAGUCAAGACCCUUUCUACCAGCCUCCCGCUGGAUUCGAGUUGCAGCCGCCCGGGUCUAUUCUGCGCGAGCGUGAAGUCGACGUUGCCUUUUUAGGGUUAAUUCUCGACCCCGUCAAGGCCUAUCAAUUGCUCUACCGAACAACCGCCAUUGAUGGCUCGGCCAUUGCGGCGGUGACCACUGUGUUCGUGCCAUUCCUGGCCAAAAAGGACCGGUUCAUCUCACUGCACACGGCCUACGACAGCUCAGCCACUAUCUGCGAUCCGAGCUACAACUAUCGCCUCGCUGCCGCACAAACUGACCUCAUUUCUUCAGCCGAGCAGUUGAUCAUUCAGACAUACCUGGCGCUAGGCAACAUUGUCAGCUCGCCAGACUAUGAAGGUCCCGAUGCAGCCUUUUCGCCCGGCCAUCUGGAAGGUAUGGGAGUGCUGGAUAGCAUGCGUGCCGUUUCCAAUUUCAAGAGUCUUGGAUUGACCGCGGCCAAUCCCAUGAUCGUCGGCACGGGAUACUCGGGGGGUGCUAUUGCGACAGGCUGGGCCGCUUCCUUGCAACCCACCUAUGCUCCCGAGUUGAACAUCAAGGGCUGGGCUCAGGGCGGCACACCGGCCAAUCUCACCGGCACUUUGCUCUUUCUUGACGAUACCCUCUUCAGCGGGUUUCUUCCCGCUGCAGUGGCUGGUCUUUCCAUGCCCAGCGCGUAUGGUGCCGAGUUGAAGCCCGUGAUCGAUAGCAUCGUGACUCCCACAGGAGCACAGGCACUCGCUUCUGCCCGUCAGAACUGCGCACCGGUUGAUCUGCUCACCUUCCCGGACAUGUCGAUCCUGUCGACUGAGUUCCAAAGCCUCGGCCGAGAGCUGUUGUACGAGCCGACGAUCCAAAAGGUUCUCGCUCAGAAUACAUUGGGCGUCAACAAGACCGAAACGCCCACUGCCCCUGUGUUCGUAUAUCAUGCGACACAAGAUGAGAUCAUCCCGUACUCGAACGCAUCUGCUUUGGUCAGCUCGUGGUGCGAAAACGGGGUCAGCGUCAAAUUCACCACGUUCGCCACUGGUGGGCACUUGACAACGGAGAUUGUUGCUUUACCACGGACAAUCUCCUUUAUUGAGAAUGCGUUUCGUGGUCAGGCUCCGAGUGGCUGUUCAAGUGAGACUGUUCUGAGCAGCAUUUUGGAUCCCAUUGCGCUUGGUACCGAGCUUGAGCCUGUGUUGCUCAAGCUGGUUGAAGUAAUCCUUCGUCUGGGCUCGAAUGACUCCAACUUGAAGCAGGAUCCCACUAUACUGACGAAGCCAAUCACUUGGUGA